GCUUCGGUUAAAAUCUGAUAAACGUUUAAAAUGGGACCAGAAUUAACCGUGUAUUUUUUUUGUUCGGAUAUGUUGCCGGUUUUUUUUUUUCCAAAAUAGAGGCGAAAUAGGUUUUUAAAUGGUUUGUGUACAGAAAAUAACGCUAUUUCGCCCUGGAAACCGUUAACGAACCGUUAGGUUUCUCGUAGAACCGUUACAGAUAAAACCGUCACUGAGGUAACGGUUACUGACUAAACCGUCACUGAGGGAACCGUUACAGAUAAAACCAUCACUGAGGUCCAGCUCGGCUGUCAGGUUUGGAAAUGGAGGCUGCACUGGAGAGGGAGUGCAGCGCGCUCGGAGGACUUUUCCAAUCAGUAAUCACCGACAUGAAGGGCAGCUACCCAGUGUGGGAGGAUUUCAUUAGUAAGGCUGGAAAGCUGCAGGCCCAGCUCAGGGCUACGGUUGUGGCAGUGGCUGCUUUCCUCGAUGCUUUUCAGAAGGUAGCAGAUCUGGCCACAAGCAGCAGAGGUGGAACCAGGGACAUCGGUUCAGCUCUGACCAGGAUGUGUAUGAGACACCGCAGCAUAGAGGCCAAACUCAGACAGUUCUCAAUGGUUUUUGUAGACUCUCUGAGUAACCCGCUUCAGGAACAGAUGGAGGAGUGGAAAAGAGUCGCCAACAAUAUGGAUAAGGAUCAUGCCAAAGAAUACAAACGAGCACGACAAGAGAUCAAAAAGAAAUCUUCAGACACGCUUAAGCUCCAAAAGAAAGCAAAGAAAGGGCGUGGAGAUCUGCAGCCGCAGGUGGACAGUGCUCUACAGGGUGUAAAUAAUAAGUAUGCAUCACUGCAGGAGACAGAGAGACAGGCUGUAAGAAAAGCUCUGAUCGAAGAGAGAGCCCGAUUCUGCACGUUUGUUUCCAUGCUAAGACCGGCCAUAGAAGAGGAAGUGUGUAUGUUGGGCGAGGUCACUCAUCUGCAGUCGAUCUCUGAUGAUCUCAGGGCUUUGACCAUGGACCCCCACAAGCUUCCUCCUUCCAGUGAACAGGUGAUAGCUGAUUUGAAGGGAUCAGAGUGCAGCUGGUCAUAUCAGACUCCGCCUUCCUCACCCAGCACGACAUCUAGGAAGUCCAGCAUGUGCAGCAGUCUGAACAGUGUGAACAGCAGUGAUUCUCGCUCGAGCAGCUCACACUCCCACUCGCCAACAUCGCAUUUCCGUUACCGAGGCUCCAUCCUCCCUCAGCAAGGCUCUGUCCGGCUUCCCAGUGUCUCCUCACAUGACUCGGGCUUCACCUCUCAGGACACCUGUCAGUCAAAGAGCCCCUCACCUAUGCCUCCAGACAGCAGUACACAGUGCUAUGACUUCUCCUGCCCUGACGAAUCUUCCCAGCCAAUCACAGACAGCCACACUCCCACAUUACCUGACUGCAACAUCAACACAGAAGACAAGUUGUUAAAUGGCAUUGAGUUACUUAGUCUGUGUGCACAAAGUUCCAUCUUCAACCCUCCAUCUUCUCCAUCCCCCUCAUCGCCCUUUCCUGGCCCUGCCUGGGAAUGGUCUCAUCCUGGCCCCGACCUGGCCCAAGAUUUUGUGUCUUGUUUUCCGAUUGGUCCCAGCACCCUUCCUCUCUCUCACAGAGUGCCCAGCUGGAAGGACUGGGCAAGGCCAGGUCCGUACGACCAGCCGAUGAUAAACACUCUACGUAGGGUGAAGGAGAGAGUGCGAGAGAACAGUGAGUCCUGCAGUUCCAGAGAUGAAGCUCAGAAAGAAAGUCCCAACUCCAGAAAACCCAGAGAUGAAGCUCAUGAAGAGUUGGCUGUGUGUCUGUCCCGUGGACUGUCACUGGAUAUACCAUGCAGUAGCAGGGAUUCUGUUCAAGGCUCCAGUGGAUACAGCACUCAGACCAACACGCCCUGCUGCAGUGAGGAUACCUAUGUGUUUGAUUAUGAUGGCUUACCUGCGGGCGGAGACCAUGAUAGAGAGCCACAUGACUGCGACGGGAAUGCCUCGUUUCCACAUAACACAGACAGCAGCCAGUCGUAUGGCAGGACUUUGUCAGCCAAGCGGGCAUCGGCCUGUGGUCCGGUUACCAUAACCCCGGGCGUGGCCACCAUCCGUCGCGCACCCUCUUCUAAACCGAGUCUGUGGCGGGGGCCGAGCAUUCACGCCCCGAUUCCCAUCAGAACCCCCGUCAUUCCUGUUAAGACACCCACCGUGCCACCCACCGCGGGCAGCGGGGACGGAGAGAACGCCAGCGAUCCCUCGCCGUCUCCGACACAGAAAACUCCAACUUUCAGCAGCCAAUCAGAUGCUCUGCUUGAGCAGGAGGAGGGGGAGACGGAUAACCAGGAAGGUGAUGCAGUGGCAUCUAUGCGCAGAGGGCUGAGCAUCAAAAAGGUGACCAAGGACAGGUCUGCUUCCCUACUGGAAUGAAGAUUGAAUGUAGACAUGGUGGAGAUAGCAGCAGUGCUUGCAUGGUGUCUCAUGUAGGAUGGGUAAAGUCUGUAUAUUGGAUGAGACGUUAAUUGUUCUAUGUCACAUGACAAAGAAUUGUAUUGUACAUGCAGUACCUGUCCAUUUCAUUUCAUUUGAAGUAAUUGUUUUGCGGUACUGUAGGUCUUUAUCUACUACCAGCCAGUCCUUCUAUAGGUGCCAAAUCUUUGUGCCUCGUACUGUUUUUGGGCCUUUUCACCGAACGGGUGCCAUUUGUGUGUGGUAACUUGAUGAAAUUAAUCUAGUAACACACACUUAACUACUCAGAAUGUGUUUUGGUCAGUCUCAGUCAACUUGUUAAAUUUUUACAAGGUUUCUAAGUGGAAGAUGAGCUGUAUAUGAGUAACAGGACUAAGAUUUUAACAUAGAAUUAAUUAAUACAUAAAAUAUAGCAGCAUGGAGUUCAUGCUAAAAGCACGAGAACACCGGGCACAGUCUAGUGAUCUAUCAAAUAAUUGUAUUUUUAAAUAAACAAAUAACAACUAA
Trichomycterus rosablanca is the source of this 2960-nucleotide messenger RNA. RefSeq names its product protein MTSS 1-like. Gene Ontology annotation, cellular component: actin cytoskeleton; cytoplasmic side of plasma membrane. Bases 303 to 2414 code for a protein of 703 amino acids. NCBI's taxonomy places the organism in Eukaryota, Metazoa, Chordata, Actinopteri, Siluriformes, Trichomycteridae. Gene Ontology annotation, biological process: plasma membrane organization; adherens junction maintenance; positive regulation of actin filament bundle assembly. The transcript is spliced from 16 exons. The record is from RefSeq and is a predicted model, not a curated record. Gene Ontology annotation, molecular function: actin binding; phospholipid binding.